This is a messenger RNA of Erpetoichthys calabaricus (reedfish), 2300 nucleotides long. RefSeq names its product nuclear receptor subfamily 1, group D, member 4a (gene nr1d4a). Gene Ontology annotation, biological process: cell differentiation; hormone-mediated signaling pathway; negative regulation of transcription by RNA polymerase II. The transcript is spliced from 8 exons. The record is from RefSeq and is a predicted model, not a curated record. Lineage: Eukaryota; Metazoa; Chordata; Cladistia; Polypteriformes; Polypteridae. Gene Ontology annotation, molecular function: nuclear receptor activity; RNA polymerase II cis-regulatory region sequence-specific DNA binding; zinc ion binding. Bases 221 to 1960 code for a protein of 579 amino acids.
CUGUCGAGGUUCAGUCAGUUUUAAGCGUGCAGGCUGCAGAGCGGAAACCAGCGAGCCACGAAGAAGAGUAAAUGAUGAGGGCUCGCCGUCCGACGUCAACCUGCGGCUUCUGAGCACUGGGUUAGCCACGCUACUUGGGAAACCGCGACAGAGCUACACUUCCCUGGAGAAGGCACGAAGAGACGGAUACCUGGUCACAUUCGCUCGAUCAACCGUGGAGAUGAUGGACGGCAGUCCCGGCAGCGUCAUUCUGUAUGCUGGCUCUUCAGGAAACUCCAGCCCCAGUCCCAGCAGUCCGUCCAGCGGCUACCAAACCCAGUCUCCCACCUCCCAGCCUGCAUCGCCCGAUGAAAUCACGUUUACCGAGAUCGGGAUCCUGAAGCAGCAGGAUGCCAGCUCCCCCAAGCUGGCCUUCCAGUUCCCUGAAGUGGCCGCCAUGACGCAGGUCCCGCCGCGGUAUGCCAGCCAGGGGGUCCCCUGCAGUCCCUGUCCAGCAAAUGGUGGCAGCAAGCAGACCACCAGCAAGGCCAGCGGAGUCCCAGGCUCCUUCACCAAGGCCGGUGGGAUGGUCCUGCUGUGCAAGGUGUGCGGAGACAUCGCAUCCGGGUUCCACUACGGCGUCCACGCCUGUGAGGGCUGCAAGGGUUUCUUCCGCCGCAGCAUUCAGCAGAACAUCCACUACAAGAUGUGCGUGAAGAACGAGAACUGCCUGAUCAUGAGGAUGAACCGCAAUCGAUGCCAGCACUGCCGCUUCAAGAAGUGUCUGUCGGUCGGGAUGUCCCGUGAUGCCGUGCGCUUUGGCCGAAUCCCCAAACGAGAGAAGCAGCGCCUCCUGGAUGAAAUGCAGAGCUACAUGAACAGCCUCAACGAGUCGGCGUCCAUGGAAGUCGAGUCUUCCCCUGAUGUGCCCUUCAGCCCGGGUGACAGCCAGUCAGAUGAGGCCAUCUGCGCCAUUUCCAGGGCCUACCGGGACAUCUUUGUGAGUGGACAGGACCGGCUGGGCAGGAGGGCUAACAUGGCGAGUAACAACAACAACAACAACAGCAGCAGCAAUGGCAGAGCCCCCCCUCAUCAGCAGCAACAACACCCCCUGAAUCCUCCGCCACACCCUGACCACGGCUGCCACGCCACCUAUCAGCAUCCGGCGCUCUCCAACCAAGCGUAUCCCACCUACCCGCCCCAGUUUGAGGGGGCUGCCCACUGUGCCGUAAGAAAGGAGCCAGCAUUUGGGUAUGUGGACAACAAUCGAUUCGGUGGUGGCGUCGGACCACCCAUGCAGCUUUACCCGAACAAUUACAACUGCAACUACGCAGAACCCAUGGCUCCCAGCUCCUGUCCCUGGAGGAUGGCGGGCAGCACAAAAAUACUGGCCUGUCCACUCAACGCUGCCCCCUACUGUGACCCGGUGCGCAGCAGCCAGCAGGUGUGGGAAGACUUCUCACAGUGCUUCACGCCAGCUGUCAAGGAGGUGGUGGAGUUCGCCAAGAGUAUCCCGGGCUUCCAGGCGCUGUCCCAGCAGGACCAGGUGAUGCUCCUCAAGGCGGGGACCUUCCAGGUGCUGAUGGUCCGCUUCUCAUCGCUGUUUAAUCCAAAGGAGAAGGCGGUGACAUUCCUGAAUGGGCACACGUACCCUCUGAGUAGCUUGCAGGCCAUGGGCAUGGGACCACUGCUUUUCUCCAUGUUCGAGUUCAGCGAGAAGUUAAGCUCCUUGGCACUGGACAGAAAUGAGAUGGCCCUCUUCAUGGCGGUGGUGCUGGUGUCAGCAGACCGCUCCGGCAUCACUAAUGUCGAGGCAGUUGAGCACCUCCAAGAGACGCUUAUACGCGCCCUGCGGACCCUCAUCACCAAGAAGCACCCCGAGGACUCCACUCUUUUCCCAAAGCUGCUCCUGAGGCUUCCAGACCUGAGGACUCUUAAUAAUCAGCACUCGGAAAAACUGGUGGCUUUCCGCAUCGACUAGCCGCGCAUGGCAUUCUGGGAGGUGCGGUGGGGACAGGUGAGCACCACAGAACAGUAUGAACUGACGCCCCUUUCCGCAUUUUCUUCACUUUUUUUUUUGGACAGUAGUACCGUCCAUCAGGUCGGGUGCCCUGGACUUCCAGCUACACAGCGCCACCUGCUGUUCGACAUCUUCUUUUUUUUUUUUUUGUUACAAGGAUAAGAAAAGUCCGCUUAUCUUGGACACUCCUGUUCUUUUAGUUUUUGGCCUUUGAGAAAUCCUUGUGCUGAUUUCCAGCAGACUGGGGACAAUUUUGGAAGCUGAAGACAUUCUUGCUUCUUGCUCUACAAAUUCCAGGAUC